CCGAGCGCGAGCAUGAAUAAGAGAAGGAAAGUCUCAUAGAUUUUUAAGAUGGGGGCCGAAGUAGUACCAAAGCACAAAUGGACGGCGGCUCCGAGGCCAUUCUGCCCACUAUCAACUACUACUAGUAUUACCCGUCGUCUUCCAACUUCUACUUCCUCCCCUCACCUUCCCCCCUAUUCUAGGCACUACUGAACUUGUAGUAUACUCUGCUGUUAGUAGUAUGUUAUACUCCAUUCCGCAACCGGUGGAGAACUGACACUGCAACACCGGCUUCAAGUCGCGCAAAUCUUUCUUGUCUUUCCGCAAUUCACGGUGGCCGGUUAUGGCCUCCUGGACGCGGCCCAUGGCGCUCUCCUCGCCCGACGAUCCCAGCUCCCCCCUGUCCAUCUCGCCUGACAAGACCGCCGUGCUCCUAAUGGACUAUCAGAACUUCCACAUCACGAAUCUAGGCGAUGCGGGAGCCAGCGUGGUCAAGAUCGCGGCGCAAAUGCGCGACUGGGCCCUGGCUCGCGGCAUGUCAGUCUUCCACUGCUUGGUCGACACGGGUCCCGAGGCGCGUCCGCCGCCUUGGAGCAAGAUGGCCAUGAAAUGGAAAAUGCACUAUCAGGACAUGUUGACGAAUGCCGCCUGGCUGGGGUGGGAGGCUGAGUCGGUCGCACCCAAGGGAAAUCAGGGCGGCACAGCGGGCACCGGUACUGCUCCAGCAGGUGGCAGUAUGUCAUUGUCGGCCGACCAGAACCAGCCUCGCGAGUUGACCGUGCUGCGCCAGCCUGGAAUGCUAUCUGCUCUUGAGUCGCGAGGCCUUUUGGAGAUACUGCGGGCUCGUGGAGUCAAAUCACUCAUUCUGUGCGGCAUAGCUACGUCUGGCUGUGUGCUGAGCACGGCCCGCGCCGCCACCGAUCAGGGAUUCAUUGUGACGGUGGUGGAAGAUGCUUGCUUCGACCCUGUCCCUGGCGUGCAUACCAUGGUUGUCACACACCUGUUGCCUGUCACUGCGCAUGUUGCUACAUCUGGUGAGGUUAGGGAUGCGUGGAUGGUAUUUUGAAUGGGAUUGGAGUCAUCAGAGUAUUCACCAUGUCGGGUAAAGCGUUUGGGCGUUUCAUGCUCUGACUGAACGUGCGAGGCAGGCGAGGCUCAUGUGCCACACCUCAAUUCCAUGGGCACGAAAGGGUAUUUUGCAUCGUUUCAUGAGUUCCAGAUGACCGUUUCAGGGAUGAGAUCAGUUUGGACCUGGACAGGAAUGGCCCCUCACACGAAUGCGAAAAAUGCAAGGCUGGCCCUUUUUUUCUGAGUCAUUUAGGCAACGCUAAGUAUCACGUCUGAAUAGUCUCGUACAGGAUGUGUCGGAUACCACCCGAGGCAAGGAAAGCUGCCCAUUUGUUGAACGAGAUGCUGCGCUUUGUGGGACGCGAAUAUUGAGAUUGUGGAUGACCCUGGUUCGCCAGGCAAAUGGCGCUUAGGUCUCGCCAGCCUCACAAGUGACGUGCUCGGCUAGGAACGAACCACGGCCAAGUCGGCCCGUCAUAAACUGGCCCCAAAGAUUCGCUUGCCUGGCCCCAUAACCCGAGUCCUGCCAGAAGGUCGUGUUCAGGUCACAACUCACGGUCAAGGAGCCAGGAAGUUUCAUCGCGUUGUGUCAAUGUCGUAUCAUUCACCAAAGUAUGGUCGGCGUCCUGGUGGACGAUGCAGCUCUGACACAGCGCCUCUGCAAACGAGGGGCCAUGAAACUUCGAGAUGCAGCCCAGGCGCUUGGACAAACUUGCGCGUGUAAGACACCGGAUGCUACGCAAUCCCGGUCACUUCCAAU
This is a messenger RNA of Exophiala dermatitidis NIH/UT8656, 1807 nucleotides long. RefSeq lists its product as uncharacterized. The record is from RefSeq and is a predicted model, not a curated record. NCBI's taxonomy places the organism in Eukaryota, Fungi, Ascomycota, Eurotiomycetes, Chaetothyriales, Herpotrichiellaceae. The transcript has a single exon. The coding region runs from base 323 to 1045 and encodes 240 amino acids.